UUUGUUUUUACAAUUUAUCCCGCUAGGAGUUUUUGCUGCAAUUUUUCAUAUUUAGUUGGCCACGACGUGUCUUAUGCAAUCCAAUUUUAUGAUGCGCAGAAAAUGAACGCAGUUUUUGAAAACGAGUUACUAAAGAAGUGGUUAACAGACAUGCAAAGCGAGGCAAAUGCGUACCAGGAGCCUAUGCUGGAAGAAUAUACCGUCAGUAUGAUAAAAAUUGCUUGCAACACGUUUCGUCAAGAUUUCCAUGUUUUUUGUAUAUCGGCAGACAUUCUCGAGAAAUAUAUUCAUGUGAAAAACGUAAGAGGCGAAAAAAUUAAGGAUCCCCUACUUCUUGUCUGCGCAGCAAUAUUCGUCACGAGUAAAUAUUCCGGUGGAGGAGCAGAUCUUAAAUUACCAAUUAUCGGCCAUUUUCUCAAAAAACUAACCGGUAAAGAAUACGAUUUACACUUGAUCAUGUUAAUGGAGCAAGAUGUCUUGCAUGUAUUGAACCAUAUGCUGCCUGUUACCACACAACUCGACGAUUUCAACGUUUUUCUAGAAAACUGCAAGAAACAAUAUCGCUUGAAAUUAACCAUAAGACCUCUGUGUUUGGAAAUAAUGCAACUGAUGUAUUUGGAAAAAAAAAUCUGGUUUAAUAAAUUGAAACAAAUGUACAAGAAUGAGUUGAAGAUAUUCCACGAUUUAAUGUGUUCAAAAUUCUUUUUGCCAGAAGGGAUUUUAAUUGCUGCUUUUCAACUAACCCAUUACCAAUACAUCUUAGAUAUAAACGGUAUGUUGCAAGACCUGAUGAAAGUUACAAACAUCCAUCCUGAUCAUGUGCUCGCCCUUAGUGCAGUAAUUUUACACCUUAUAAGGGAUUGAUUGUUAUUUGUUUGUUUAUAAAAAGUAAUGUACACAUAUUACUAAAAUGCUGUAUUUUUUCACUAGUACAAUAAC
Molecule: messenger RNA, 939 nt
Organism: Cylas formicarius (sweet potato weevil)
Lineage: Eukaryota; Metazoa; Arthropoda; Insecta; Coleoptera; Brentidae
Exons: 1
Coding region: 103-864 (253 amino acids)
Source: RefSeq, a predicted model, not a curated record